AUGACAGCACCCCCAGCACCCCUCACAGAGGCCGAAAAGGCACACUUUCUCGAGCACGGCUGGAUCAAGCUCAGCAACUGCUUCACCAAGGAGCAGGCCGACCACAUGACUAGAGACGUUUGGACCCGUCUCGGCAUGGAUCCCCACGACAAGAGUACCUGGACCAAGAAGCGCGUCAACAUGCCCAUGCACUGGGACUACAACAGUAACGACUUUGCCCCAAAGGCCUGGGCAGCCAUCUGCGAGCUCUGUGGCGGCGAGGACCGCGUCGCCGACUUCUCCCGCCGGUGGCGCGACUCGUACAUUGUCAACCUCGGCAGCCCCGAGGGCGAGGGCAAGAUCGUCCCGCCGCACGACCUCGACGGCUGGCACGUCGACGGCGACUUCUUCAUCCACUACCUUGACAGCCCGGAGCAGGCCCUGCUCGUCAUCCCGCUCUUCACCGACAUCGUGCCCAACGCCGGCGGAACGCUCAUCUGCCCAGAGGCAAUCCCCAAGGUGGCCAAGCACCUGUACGAGCACCCCGAGGGCGUCGACCCGAGUAUGCGCACGCGCGACAACCCGCACUUUGGCGUCGUCGACUUCAGGCAGACUGUAAGCUGGUUCGAUCAGCUGGCGCGCACGUGCGAGCACUUUGUCGAGGUGACGGGCAACGUGGGCGAUGUGUUCCUGCUGCAUCCGCUCAUGUUGCACGCUGUCGCCAACAACACGCUGCGCCAUGUCCGUAUCAUCACGAACCCGCCCGUCGCGCUCAAGCAGCCGCACUGCUUUGACAGACCUGACGGCGACUUCAGCCUCGUCGAGCGCAAGACGAUGCUCGCGCUGGGAGGGGAAGACAAGACCAAGGGGUGGAAGGCGACGGGCCCGCGGGAGAAGAUCACGCCCAAGAUGUGGAAGGCCAAGGAGGAGAUGAAGCAGGAGGAGAUCCGGCGGUUGGACGCGGCGAGGAAGGUUCAGGUUGCGGCUUAA
Molecule: messenger RNA, 969 nt
Organism: Thyridium curvatum
Lineage: Eukaryota; Fungi; Ascomycota; Sordariomycetes; Thyridiales; Thyridiaceae
Exons: 1
Coding region: 1-969 (322 amino acids)
Source: RefSeq, a predicted model, not a curated record